Messenger RNA from Saimiri boliviensis boliviensis (Bolivian squirrel monkey), 1259 nucleotides. RefSeq names its product C-type lectin domain containing 6A. Lineage: Eukaryota; Metazoa; Chordata; Mammalia; Primates; Cebidae. The record is from RefSeq and is a predicted model, not a curated record.
AGUUGUAGCUGUGACUUCUUCUUUUGAGGUACACUUAAUUUUGGAAGUCUCUUAGUCCUAUGAGUGAGUGUAUAGCAGUUUGUCUCUGAGCUCUGGCUUCUUUAAAUGAAGCUGGGUCUCUGGGCAAUAUCUUUAGGGAGAGAGAUACAAAGGUUCCUGGACCUUCUCAACACAGGGAGCCCGUGUAAGGAUGCAAGAGCGGCAACUUCAAGGUACAGAGAAAAGAGGCUGGUGGUCCCUGAAACACUGGUCUGUGGCUGGGAUUUUCAUUGCACUCCUCAGUGCUUGCUUCAUCGUGAGCUGUGUGGUAACUUACCAUUUUACAUAUGGCAAAACUCGCAAAAGUCUGUCUGAACUACACUCCUAUUAUUCAAGUCUCACCUGCUUCAGUGAAGGGACAAAGGUGACAGCCUGGGGAUGUUGCCCAGCUUCUUGGAAGUCAUUUGGUUCCAGUUGCUAUUUCAUUUCUAGUAGGGAGAACUUUUGGUCUAAGAGUGAGCAGAGCUGUGCUGAGAUGGGAGCACAUUUGCUUGUGAUCAACACUGAAGCAGAGCAGAAUUUCAUUGUCCAACAGCUGAAUGAGUCACUUUCUUAUUUUCUGGGGCUUUCAGACCCACAAGGUAAUAAUAAUUGGCAAUGGAUUGAUAAGACACCUUUUGAGAAAAAUGUCAGAUUUUGGCACGCAAAUGAACCCAAUCAUUCUGAAGAGCAAUGUGGUUCAAUAGUCUUCUGGAAACCUAAAGGAUGGGGAUGGAAUGAUGUUCUCUGUGAAACUAGAAGAAAUUCAAUAUGUGAGAUGAAUAAGAUUUAUCUAUGAGUGGAACUUCUUUCACUGACAUUUUAAAAACUGAAACCUAUCAUGAAAUGAUAAUUUCUUCCUGUAAUUUACACAUAAUCCUUAUGUUAUAAAGGUUCAUAGAAAUGGAAAGAUACCUGUCUCCCUAUAAUCAAUCUUCUUCUAGUUUCCUCUUUUCCACUAAUGAUAGAAUGAGCUCUUCCUCUCUUUCUUCUUUCACUUGUUAUUCAUUUUGUUCUUUCUUCAUACUUCAUUACACAGACAUUAAUUGUUUCAGAGACUGUACUGUUUUGUUUGUUAGAAGAUUUUUAAGGCAGUAUCUUUUGAAAAUGACGACCUUUCUUCCUCAAAAUACCGUAAAGAAAUCUUUUUGGUUGAGAACUGCAAUCAUCUGAAGGCCUGACAAGAGUUGAAAGAUCUGUUUUCUAGAUGGCUCACUUGCAUGGCUGGCAACUUGGUGUUG